Messenger RNA from Crotalus tigris (Tiger rattlesnake), 9008 nucleotides. It is a transcript of the gene ADGRA2, whose product is annotated as adhesion G protein-coupled receptor A2. The record is from RefSeq and is a predicted model, not a curated record. Gene Ontology annotation, cellular component: Wnt signalosome; plasma membrane. The transcript has 19 exons. Gene Ontology annotation, biological process: cell surface receptor signaling pathway; central nervous system development; positive regulation of canonical Wnt signaling pathway. The coding region runs from base 777 to 4691 and encodes 1304 amino acids. Gene Ontology annotation, molecular function: protein binding; G protein-coupled receptor activity. Lineage: Eukaryota; Metazoa; Chordata; Lepidosauria; Squamata; Viperidae.
AUGGGGUGCAUCACCCCCCUGCCUUGUGUUUGACAUAUCUGAGCUAGGGGACCAGCAACCAAAAUCCACCACAGAGCCUAGCCCAGAACCCACAGCUAAAUCCGAAGAAGACCCACGUGCGAGUCAGGCCAGCCCCUUCGGAGGGCAUCUCGUGGAGGGGGGGGGGAAUCUUCCCUCAGCCAGUCCCGAAGGCUCUUUCCAAUUUCUCUUCCCGGAGCUGCGCUCAAGGCCAGAUCGCGAAAGACAAGCGCCGUUCAAGCAAGCGACGGGGAGGCAGCCUCAACCGCUGGGCAAAAACUCCCGAGGAUCCAGCCGAGGGGGGACUUCUCGACUCUCCGCCGUUAACCUCCCCACCCCUCCGGGGCUCCGCUUCCCACCCGAGCCCGCACGCCCUCCGCGGCUCCAGGGCCGAGAGCCAGCGCCGAAGCGGGAGGCGCUAGGGCCCGGCCGUGGCCGAGCCCCGGGCCGGCCAGGCGGGCGAUCGAGGGGAGGGACCCGUCUGACGGCAGCCCCAGCCGCCAGAUCCAACCCUCGCCGAGCAGCUCCGGCUGCCGGACAUCCUCGUCCCGCGCGCGCGCGACGCUCCCGCCCGGCCAUGCAAGGCGCAGCCCCGGCGGGCACAGCCCAGCUCCGGGCAGGCGAAGCGGCUCGGCCGGGGCUGCCUUCGGGGCCAGCCUGAGGGGCCCCUGGGAGCCGCCUCCGCCCGACCUGCCCGGGUCCCCGGGGCGCUGCGGACGGCGAAGGCUGCGCGGCCAGCGGGCGAGGAUGGGCUGAGGAUGGGCCGGCAGCCUGCGCCGUCGAGGAUGCUCUGGACCGGCGCCCUGCUCCUGCUGGCCGCGCUGGGGGGCGCGGGCGGGGCGCGCAGUUGCCCCCUCCAGCUGCGCGGCUGCAAGUGCGUGGGCGAGAGGCCGAAGGGGCUGGCCCCGGCCAGGAAGCGGGUCAGCUGCAGCGGCGAGGAGCUGAGGGAGCCGCCGGCGCCGCGUUUGCUGCCCAACGACACCGUCACUCUGAUUUUGAGCAAUAACAAAAUAACAACCCUGAAGAACAGCACUUUUUGGGGACUCCGUGUUCUUGAAAAGCUGGACCUAAAGAACAAUUUGAUUAGCACCAUUCAGCCUGGAGCUUUUCUGGGUCUUCAUGGCCUGAAACGCUUGGAUCUCUCCAACAACCGUAUUGGCUGCCUCAACUUUGGCCUCUUCCGGGGACUGCCCAGCCUUAUCCGUCUGAACAUAUCAGGAAAUAUCUUUGCCACCCUCCAUAGUGGAGUCUUUGAUGAGUUGCUGUCUCUGAAAGUUCUUGACUUUGCCAAUGAAUAUCUGACCUGUGAUUGCCAUUUGCGCUGGGUCCUAGCCUGGUCCAAAAGCCAUUUUGUCCAGGUAUCUGAUAAGACGGUGUGUGUCUACCCCAGCCACUUGCACGGGAAGCUACUACGAAACAUCAGAGAGAGUCAACUGCGCUGUGAAGGAUCCCCAGAGCUGCACACUCAUCAGCUAAUCCCCUCCCUGAGGCAAGUUGUCUUCCAAGGAGACCGACUCCCUUUCCAGUGUUCAGCCACCUAUCUGGACAACAGCACACACAUCCUCUGGUAUCACAACCAUGCACUGGUACAAGAAGAUGAACCUAGCGGCAUCAUCUUAGAGGACAGCCUCGUUCACGAUUGCACUUUAAUCACAAGUGAGCUCAUCCUGUCCAACAUCCAUGUCUCGGCUAGUGGUGAAUGGGAAUGCACCAUCUCCACUGCCCAGGGCAACGUUAGCAAGAAGGUGGAGAUCGUUGUGCUGGAGACCUCAGCCUCGUACUGCCCACCGGAGCGGGUUACCAAUAACCGUGGAGACUUCAGGUGGCCCCGGACCUUGGCUGGCAUCACUGCUUAUCAAUCCUGCCUCCAGUAUCCCUUCACUUCUGGGAAUGCAGUCUCUGGCCAUGAAAAGCAGGCAUGGAGGCACUGUGACCGCACAGGCCGCUGGGAGGAAGGGGACUAUUCACACUGCUUGUAUACCAAUGAUAUCACCCGUGUGCUCUACACCUUUGUGCUGAUGCCCAUCAAUGCCUCAAAUGCACUAACCUUAGCCCACCAGUUGCGGGUCUACACAGCUGAAGCUGCAAACUUCUCAGAUAUGAUGGAUGUCAUCUAUGUGUCUCAGAUGAUUGAAAAGUUCACUGGUUACGUAGACCAGAUCAAACAGCUGACCGACGUCAUUGUGGAGAUGGCAAGUAACAUGAUGCUGGUGGAUGACCAUGUUCUGUGGAUGGCCCAGAUUGAAGAAAAAGCUUGUACCAGCAUAGUGCACUCCUUGGAGAAGAUUGCGACUUAUGCUAUCAGCACCAACUCUCAGCAUAUGGCUGUGAACUCCAGGAACAUCGCCUUUGAAGCCUACCUUAUCAUGCCAGAAAGUUACCUGGGCAUGAGCUGCAUGGCUUUUCAGAAGCGCGAGAAUCUCGGUAGCCGUUCUCUGCGACAGGAGCAGUUUUCUGAAUCCUUGUCAGACCAGCAGCUGAAGUUCCGUUGUGCUACAGGCCGACCAAACAUCUCCUUGGCCAGUUUCCACAUCAAGAACAGCAUUGCUCUGGCCUCCAUUCAGCUGCCUCUGGGCCUCUUCUCCCCACCAGCUCCCCACCAGCCUGUGCCCAUCAGGUGUAAGCUUCAGUUCCUGGUGUUCCGCAAUGGGAAACUUUUCUGCAGCACUGGAAAUUCUUCACACCUCGCCGAUGAUGGCAAGCGACGCAGCGUGGCCACCCCAGUGAUCUAUGCAAGCACAGAUGGCUGUGGCGUAAGCAAUCUCACCGAGCCAGUCAUCAUAUCGUUGCGGCAUUUGGACAAGGGCACAGAUCGCACAGCCGCUUUCUGGGACUUUGACAUUCUGGGUGGUUAUGGUGGCUGGAGAGCAGAAGGUUGCCAGCUGAUCCUUCAGGAAACCAACUUCACGACUGUGAGCUGCCGACAUCUCAGCAACACUGCUGUGCUGAUGGAACUGAGCAACUUCCCGCAUGACUCACCGAGUCCCACUGAGGUGCUACAUCCUGUAAUUUACAGUUGCACAGCUCUCCUGCUCCUGUGCCUGUUUACCACCAUCAUCAUCUACAUCAUCAACCACAGCACCAUUCAUAUUGCACAGAAGUGCUGGCAUAUGCUGCUCAAUCUCUGCUUUCACAUCGCCAUGACGUCAGCUGUGUUUGCAGGUGGCAUCACUCUCACCAACUACGUAGCCGUCUGCCAAGCUGUUGGCAUCAUUCUCCAUUAUUCUUCCUUGUCUACUCUUCUGUGGAUGGCAGUGAUGGCACGCGUGAUCUACAAGGCAUCCAUCUGGAAGGCACCCCAACAGCAGGAAGGGGAACCAACUCAGCCUGCCCCUCGCCCAAUGCUACGGUUCUACCUGAUUGCUGGGGGGAUCCCCUUGAUCAUCUGUGGGAUUACAGCGGCAGUUCGUAUUGACAAUUAUGGAGAUCAGGACUCAUACUGCUGGCUGGCUUGCCGACCAAGCAUUGGAGCAUUCUAUGUGCCUGCAGCUUUCAUUCUGCUCAUCACCUGGAUUUACUUCCUAUGUGCCGGAGUCAGUCUGCAAUGCGGAGCGCAGGAUCCCAAAGAAAUACCCAAGCCCUUGGAAACAAGGCAACGCUUCGGAGGCAGUAGCAACCUGUUGACCGAUUCAGGGUCGCUUUCAGUCACCCUGAAUUCCAGCCCCCACACUGCUGAUAUUGAUGGUGUGUAUUCCCUGGGGAUGCAACUCUGGGCCCUUAUCAUCACCCAUUUCCUAUACCUCACUCUAUGGACCUUUGGAGCAAUGGCAGUAUCUCAGCACUGGUUCCUCCUGAAGGUUGUCUUCAGUUGCCUCUACGGAGUCACUGCUGGAGCCUUAGGAUUUUUCAUCUUUAUCUACCACUGUGCCCGGCGCAAAGACGUACAGAAUUCAUGGUUUACUUGUUGCCCAUCUUACAGGAAUGCUUUACCUAUGCAGGCUUAUGGGCACACUGGAGCGGGGGUUGAGGGUGGCUCACAGGUCUUCAUUGGCUGCAAUCCAGAAGUAGCUCAGUCCAUUAAGUCUUCAUCCUCCCCAACCAGCACAAUUUCAGCCCCAGGGCCCUGCAAGCUCAACAAUUUGCAAGUGGCCCUUGCCCAGCCAGACAGUAACCCAGUAACAACUGCCUGCUUUGAGGAGGCAGAGCCUUCCAACAGUAAGAGCACCCCUUCAACCAGGUAUACGAACAAUCUCCAUGGGCGCACCAGGUACCAUAAAAGCAGAACUAAACUCUAUCGAGAAGGGAAGCAUCAGCGCCUGAAGGCAAUGCGGGGACCUUCCUCAGAGCAUCCUACUAGCGAGAGUGGGAGCCUUCAGAACAGUCAUUCAGAGAGUUACCAAAGCAGCCGGAAUAGCCCUUUGAACAAUCAGAACCAAGGGAAAGUUGUGACUCUGGAAUCCACCCUGACGCAGUCGGACUUGAGUGAUGGCAGCGGUGGUGGCCCCCAGCCUGCAGAUUUUGGGAGAGGCCAGAGGAGAAGCGCCAGCAGAGACAACCUUAAGCAUCAGGCCAACCCCUCCGUAGAAAGAGAGACUAAGAGGCGCUCCUUCCCGCUCAAUGCAGCCAAUCAGAAUGGGGUCCUGAAGGGCAGCAAGUAUGACAUCAACCUCAGUGGCGCGGACAAUGCAAGCGGUAUGAAAACAGGUCUCUGGAAGAGUGAGACAGCAGUGUAGGAAAGGGUCCAAGAACCUCUGCAGCUGGGAUCUUAGAGCAAUACCAACUCAGGUAGGAAGCUGCAGGCUACCCUUGUGGCCACAGCCCACCAGACUCAAGCGAAGAUAAUAUUUUUACGUACUACAAAGGCUUAGAUAAUAUGAGACGGGGAGGCAAGAACCAUGCUCUCUGCUGGUCUUCCUGAGCAGAUGGAAUAGGGAGACUGUUCUGACCUCCCGUGGGAAUCACAGCACAUUUCACUAUAUAUCAGGUGAAGUUGCUGUUCUUUGUGCCAGGGAACAUCUUCCUCCAGAGAAUGGGCAGAAAGCCACAAUCACCCAAGGUGCCAAAGUUGCAAAGCGCGAGACAAUCAUCUGUUCUUGUGAUUGUGUGGUCUCCCUCUUUCGUGUCCCUUUAGAUCCUUGAUAUUUUUGUAUAACGUACAAAAAAAAAAGGAAGACAGUGAUCUAUAAGCUAAACUUCUAAUACGCUGUGUACAUAUGUAUAGGCAAAUUUGCUAUCCAAUGGAAAGUCUCUACAUGCUUUAUGCAAAAUAACUCAUGUUGUGUGAGACGAGGGAAGCUCUUCCCAGUCAUUCAAAGCUAUACACAUAUCUAGUUUUGUUUUGGAUAAAUCUAAUGAAUGAUUGUAGAGUUGUCAAGGAAAAAGCCACACGGUAGAAAGAAGUGCACUAUUAAUUGUCCAAAGGUGCAUGCUUAGGUGACAAUCCUUGGUCUUCUUUAGUCUUUCUUAAGAAAGAGACUUGGGGAGAAUAUGAUUUGCUGGGCAUCAUUGCCCAAAGAUACUUAACAGUAGAGAUGUGCAAAAUAUCUAGAGCUCAGAACAGUUGGAGUGGCUUGUUCAGAUUUUACCAGAAUGCUGCUCUACAAGAGUUUUUCCAUUCAAAAGAGAAGUUUCAGAGUUGAAACACUUCUGGAGCAAAUUAUUUCAGGUAAGGUCAGAACAGCUAUUCUGAGCUUGACAUAUUUUGUAUAAAAUCUUUUUAAUAGCACUUUCAAGCAGAAGGUAUCAACAAGGCCACCUUUCAAGUUACCAGCUGUGGAACUGAAUUGGAAUAGAUUACUAGUUUGGCUUCUCAUCGCCAAGGGCAGGGGUCUUCAAACUCGGCCCUUUUAUGACUUGUGGACGUCAACUCCCAGGCACGCUGGCUGAGGAAUUCUGAGAGUUGAAAUCCACAAGUCAUAAAAGGUCUGAGUUUGAAGACCCCUGGCCAAGGUUCUUGGUACACAUUUGCCAUACAGCUGCUAAACAGGCCUGAAGGCUUACUUCCAGCUUUGAAUGUUAGGCGGGGAACUGACUGAACAAAUGCUCAGAUAAUUCUAUCCUUUUCUGUGAUUGGGAGUUGAGUCACUCCUCAAGUUCAAAGUUGGAAGCCCUCAGGCCUGUUUGACAGCUGUGUGGAAAAUGGUGUCCCAUGAAGCCUCACUACAGGCACGAUGCAGCUAACAUGCCACAUAGAGAAGCCUCUGAAAUACACGAGGCUGCUGCACUGUUUAACUAGUAAGAUGGAGCCAUUGAAAAAAAGUCAAACACAUUUUUAUUAUUCUUGCCUAGGAUUAAGCAAAGCCCAGCGCUUAUAAAAGUGUGGGGUGUAUUAAUAGAUUAGAAAUGGCAACCGAUUUAUUAUGGGCAGUUAUAAAAACUGCAAAGGAGAGCCCGCAUCUUAACAUAUGGAUUCUCUUUCUUGUAAGAGAGAUUUUCCUCUGCCUUAAAAGUAAAGCAGUGUGCUUCUUGCUUCAGAAAUAAGAGGGGUUUUUUUGCCCAUCAAUCUUUUUAUUAAAACUGAUUACGUUUACUUAAUCAUAUUUUUUACAGAAAGCCCAUAACCCCACAUUAUACGAAGGAAAGCAUAUGCAUGCAGCCAACAGAAAUAAUAAUAAUAAUAAAGUAACUCAUUAUGAAACUUUAGAAUAGAGUGAAAAUUGCCAAGAAAAAAGCCUCAGAGGCUUGAAUGACAUUAAUCCUUUAAGGAUUUGGGAAGCUACAAAAUAUUGUUUUUAAGCACCUUGGGGACAUUCCCUUAAUCUAUAUGUAUAUGUGACAAACGUUAAAAAAAAAGUCCUCUUUGUAAUACAGUAACCGUUUCACAGAAUUGUGCAGCAAUCCUCAGAUUGAAGGAUGAUUGAAUCUGUUGUGUCGAAAAUGAGCUGAAUGAAGGCAUUGUGAUUCUUUCUCGAAGGCAGUUUCCAGAAAUACUGGAAAGAAUCAAGCUUAUUAUUCUGUUUGCUGGCAUUUAAUUUUUCUGUGCCCAACAGCAUAGGGGCACUGCUUACGUACCAUGUGCCACAUUCCAUAAUAAUCCCUCCUGUAGAUAUGAAAAACUCACUUGAAGAGGGGGAAAAAAACAGGAUUUCCUUGUCUGAUUGAUGACAGUUCCAAGUAGUUAUGUAGCACUGCAUCUGUAAUGUUACCAACUGAGGAAAGAAAAAAAAGACGCCACAAACUAGAAGAAGAUUAUUUUCUUCUAAGAAUCAUAUCUUUGCUUCAGGAACUUCAACAUGGAAUUCAUAGCACCGAUGUGCCUAUAAACAUCUUCCUCAACAACUUCAAGAUUUCCUAUUCAAAUAACCCCCAUCUCUUGUGUUCCCUCCGUUUUUUUUUUAAAUUUCUCAAAUGCAGCAGGAUGCACACACCCAUUAAUGCUGAUUUCAGUUAUUUUCUUAUUGUUAAUGUACUGCAAAAUCCAUAAACUCGAUUAUUUCAAUUAUGAGGUUAAGUGUGUUGCGUGAAUAUAACUACAAACAAGGAAAGCUUCCCACAUAAGUAGUUGGUGCCUUUUUUAAAAAAAUAAAUUAGGUUCUAAAGUUCAUGAUAGCAUAAAAAGGAUUUGGCCUAUGAAAUGGGGCAUAUCAUAUUUGUUUACACAAUGCACUCAGUGGAGGGUUUUUUAUCCAUGUCAAAGCGAUAACAUCAGUUUAUUGGAAUUAAAAGGAACAACAACAACAAAACUGCUGAUAAACUGCUGAACUUCCAAGUUUUUGGAAGAAUGCAUGUUACCCAACUGGGGUAAAAAGAGGAGAGAAAUGUAUGUUGUGCCUUUAAAACAAACUCUUCAGAGUACAUUGUGCAAUUAUCUUGUGUGCUAGCCAACAAAACAGCAAGGAACAUUUUGUGGACAAUCAAAAGGAAAAGGCUGGCAUCUUACAAAUAACACACCCAUGUUUAUGAAGGAUGUAGCAAGGAAACGUGCUACAAAUUUUUGCUAGGUCUGAGGGAAGAUGUUGGCUUAAAUCCCUAAGUUCUUUAAGACCGUUGCCUUGUUUUGUUUACAGAGACAGGCAUAAUUAACUUUUUGCAUUGGAUUUAUGAACUAAGAUUAUAACAGUAGGAGGCUGCUGUUUAGAACAGAAUAUUGGAGGAAUGCAAAAUUCCUUAUUUGAAGGAGAGUCCAGCAAGACCAAGGUCACAGCACCCAACAUUCCUUGGAGUUUUUCCAUUCCAGUGGAAAAUCUUGGCUUUGGCCAUGAUUCUUGCAACUCCCAGAAACCUCCCUCGCAACAGUCACAGUAAUUGAUUUAGUAUUAUUUCCAGGAUUGAAAUAAGCUAUCAACAGUGAAUACUUCUGCCCCAAAGGGCAGCGCUUGUAAUAGCAUUUUGAUCCAAGAUGGUAAAUUUCCCUUCAAUCAUUCUAUGCAAAAAAAUACCACAAAUGUCUUCUUUGUCCAGGUGUGUGUCUAUGUGUUGAUUUUAUUUUUACUGUGCCAUAAUUUUUAAUUAACUCAUUUAAACUGAUGUGUACCUUGCCUGUUUAAAAGAGAAACCCUUUGCUCUGUGCAGAGGGCAGAAGGGAUAGGUUUCACAGUCCUCCUCGCCAGAAAGAAGAAAACCUACUCCAUAAAACCUACCUCCACAGAACUGCAGAGGCUGUGUGGUUUCACAAGCCAGGCCAACCUUGAAAUUGCCUAAGACUUCCGGAAAGCAAUAGCCAUGAAAAGCCAGAAAAGCACUUAAUCCUCCUUAUUUGAAAAAGGUCAUUUUCUCCCAUCUUUCUUGGUUUUCAUAUGUAUGAUGUUUAAUAGAGCCUUAACUAUUUUAUAGGGCAAUAUUGCAACCCACAUGAUAUUGGCAAUGCUGGACUUGUUAUAUAUGCUUGCUAGAAUGAAAUAUUAUUAUUGGGCAAAUCUUUGUAUAAGUACCCUUUCUUUUUGUUGGUUUACAUUUUGUGCAAAUGACAAAUCAAAACCAGAGCUCUUUGAGAGACAGCCGUGCCAAAGAAAGCGUUUAAUACAUUUUUGUUGUGUUUGCAUUUUAUACAAAUGAACUGUUUUUAGCAGAUAUUUCUUGUUUAAUAUAUUAAAAGAACUGCAAUAUCCAAA